UUUGAUUAUUAUUAUAUUUCUGGAAAGGAAACUUUUCCAAGAAAAAAUCUCUCUCAACAAAAGCCGUCUUCUUAAGCGAAACAACAACAAACAAAAAGUCACGAAUUCGAAACUUCCUCGUCUUUGUUGUUGUUGUUGGUUACCAUUGAAAGCUUUCAUUUUUUUCUCCGUUUCUCUUCACGAAAUCUACUCGCCGGAUUCUGAUUCCUAAUUCUCCGAGCUUCACGUAUCAUAGUUUUUUUCUUUUGAUAAAUUCGUGUUUCAGGAAGAGGGCAUCAUAUAGUUGUUGGGUGGUGCAAUCAAUUCACAAGUUCUUUCCAGGAGACUUUUUUUUUUUUGGGUGAUGAGAUGUUGAACACUCUAGGUUUUGGAGUGAUUUUUAGUUUUUUGAUUCUAGGAGUUUGUGGAUUUAAUGGUAGAGGAAGGUAUAUGGUGUUUCUUCAAUGAAUCUGAAGGACCUCUCGUUUCUGUGAAAGACAAGAUUUUGUUGUUGGAGAUUACUACUACUCAUCUCAUUCGUCUUCAAGGAUUUGCUUGGUUAGAACUUUUUAAGUGUUUUUUAGAGAUUUCUAGUAACCAUGGAUGGAGAGGCUACUUCUUGGAUUAGGAGAGCUAAUUUCUCUCAUACUAUUUGUUACCGUAUGAUAAGCUUAGAAUCAAAUCCAGAUAGGACUUCUGGAUUGAAAAGAAUGCCUCUGAGUUCACCUUCUGAUUUGAAAUCACUUGUUGGAAUUAUUUCACAGCCAAGUUUGAGCUCCCCUAGUGUUGUUGUUGGUGGUGGUGGUACUGAGAUACAGAGGAAUCCACUCACUAAUAAGAAGAGGUCUGUUUCUCCCUCGCCUCAUAUGGCUCUUCCUAAUUCUUUUCAGGAAGCCAAGUCUGAUAUUAAGAGGUUUUCUACUCCACAUCCUAUAAGAAUGGAGUCAGAAAAGGGAAUUAAGGCCAAGGAUUCCUCUGAAAACAAAUCUUUUAAUCUACGGCCUUUGUCACACUCUGGUCCUAUUAGGGAUCUUAGUACGUUGAAAAUUCAAGACAGGGCAAAGAGUAAGAUAGACAAGAGGUCUUCAAAGUCUGUUGACUAUAGAGGCUCUAAAGUUAGUUCUGCAGGAGUGCUUGAAGAAUACCUCAUUGAUGCGUCUAAGGUGUCUUAUGGGGACAGGUUUACGCACGGGGUAUAUAGCCAGCUUUACCAUGGAAACUAUGAAGGCAAAGCUGUUGCUCUAAAGAUUAUCACAGCGCCUGAAAAUAGCGACGACAGAUUCUUGGCAGCUCGUUUAGAGAAACAGUUUACAAUGGAAGCCACGCUUUUAUCUCGACUUAGCCAUCCGAACGUCGUUAAGUUUGUGGGAGUCAGUACUGGAAACUGUAUCAUCACGGAGUAUGUACCUCGAGGGUCAUUAAGAUCAUAUCUGCACAAGCUCGAGCAGAGAUCUCUUCCUUUGCAACAGCUAAUCGAGUUUGGUCUAGAUAUUGCGAGAGGAAUGGAGUAUAUUCACUCAAGAGAGAUAGUUCAUCGGGAUCUUAAACCAGAGAACGUGUUGAUCGAAAAAGACUUUCACUUGAAGAUUGCUGACUUUGGCAUAGCGUGCGAGGAGGAGUACUGUGAUGUUUUGGGUGAUAACACUGGAACUUAUAGGUGGAUGGCACCUGAAGUGAUAAGACGGAUACCACAUGGAAGGAAGUGCGAUGUUUAUAGCUUUGGACUUAUUUUAUGGGAAAUGGUAGCUGGAGCAGUUCCAUACGAGGAGAUGACUCCUUUCCAAGCUGCUUUCGCAGUCAUGCACAAGAAUAUUAGGCCGGUGAUACCAAAAGAUUGUCCAACGGCUAUGAAAGAGCUGAUCGAGCUAUGUUGGUCGUUGCAAACAAACAAGAGACCAGAAUUUUGGCAGAUUGUCAAAGUGUUGGAACAGUUUAAAAAGUCUCUUACAAACGAAGGAAGACUCACUCUUUUACCGAGCCAAAUCUGUCCAGAACUAAAGAAAGGUCCCAAAUUCUGGAUUCAUAAAUUGGGAUCAAUCCAUCAUCACCACAGCGGUGGCGGCAGCACCAGCACCUUAGGCUCAGCCUUGCCUAAGCCUAAAUUCGCUUGAAAGACUCUGACUGACUCACAUUUUUUUUGUGAAUAGGAAAAAAAGAGCCAGUGGUUAUGUUUUUGUUUAUAAUCAAGGGUCUCCGUCUUACUUUUCAUUGGGUUGGCUUCGUUUUUGUUAAGUCAUCUCUUUCAUGUUUUUCUUGAAAUUGAUUCGUUUUGUUUGGAAUUAAACAAAGGCUUUAAUAAGAUUUGAUAAAGAUACCAAUUGGAUA
This is a messenger RNA of Camelina sativa (false flax), 2304 nucleotides long. Its product is annotated as serine/threonine/tyrosine-protein kinase HT1. Lineage: Eukaryota; Viridiplantae; Streptophyta; Magnoliopsida; Brassicales; Brassicaceae. Gene Ontology annotation, molecular function: ATP binding; protein serine/threonine kinase activity. Gene Ontology annotation, biological process: protein phosphorylation. The record is from RefSeq and is a predicted model, not a curated record.